GCUCGGAUGACGAUGGUCGGCCGCGGCCUCGGCGCUGUGCGAAGUCAGCUGUGUCGGAGAUGGCGCCGGGGCCGCAUGAAUGGGGCUGAGCGCUCAGGGAAGAUGCUGACUGCGCUGGGCAACCUGGGCGUGGAGCCCGAUCUCUGGACUUCCGCCAUCGAAGUGAUCAAGAAGAACAACAGUCCAGUAAAGGACACGGCCCUCGAUGCCACUAAGGCUGAUGUGCAGGGCUACAAAUGCAGGAUAGUCCAAGGCUUAACGGACCCUGCAGCAAUCACCUUUGCCGACAUUGCACAAGAUGUGACCUAUGCUGAAUGCGUCUAUGCUCGUGUUUGGGUCUACAACCUGCUGACACGGCUUCCUUGUGGGUACAUCCCUGAUGCGCAGAAGCUUGGUGAUGUCGCUCUUGAAGACGGUCCACAAAAACGGAUGCAUUCCAGUUUUCUUCGGAGAAAGCGGCUCAGGCAAAACGGUGCACUGUUCGCGCCAGCGUACAAGAUGCUGACCGAAGACAACGCUGGCAUUGUAAGGGUUUUCGCCUGCAGGCUUCCUGAUCUGAUGGUAGUAGGCAUCUCGACAAAGGCAGGCAAGCCAGUGUGGACAACGACACUGUUAAGCGUGCGAAAUGGUGCAAGGAGUUCGUCUUGCAAGAGUUCAAGGGGCGGCUGA
Molecule: messenger RNA, 669 nt
Organism: Symbiodinium sp. CCMP2456
Lineage: Eukaryota; Dinophyceae; Suessiales; Symbiodiniaceae
Source: the annotation of a GenBank genome assembly